AUGUCGAGGAUUCCGCCGACCACCACAAGAAAACCCACACCACAAUUUUGGAGUGCUAGCCAGUGCAAUUCAAUAUUAGUGGAACUUCUUGUGAUUAAAAUGGCUACAUCUUCCCUGAAGGAAUACCUAAAGAAAUAUACCAGUAAUAGCGAAGAAGAGAUGAAAAAGAAGAAGAAGAAGAAGAAGAGAGGGCCUAAACCUGCUGCCACAGGUGUCAUUAUUGUUGAUGAAGAUCCCGUUUGGCAAAAGCCUGUUGACCUUGAAAAAGAAGAAGAUUCAACAGAUGAAGAGAAGCCACAAGUUGAUGAGGGUAUUGAAGUCAAACAUAUGAAAAGACUGGAGCAACUUAGAAUGAGACGGCCUUUUGGUGCCAUUUCUGAGGAUGGAAGUGGUUGGGUUUCUGUAAGUGAUAAUCGUAUACGCACGAGUUCUGAUGAUCAGAAUUCUGACAGUUCUCCUGCUCGCAAAAGCGGGGCAUACGACGAUACCACGCUAAAACUUGAGAGAAAGGAAUUCAGUGCAGUAGAUGCUGAUUUAUCUCCACCAAGGCAGCAUCGUAAAAUUUACCAGCUUGAUGACCAAAAUUCUGAUAUUUCCCCACCUCGCAAAAGGAGGGCUCGUAACACCAGUUUAUCACCAAAACAUGAACAGAGGCCUUCCACUGCUGCAGAUAUAGAUUUAUCUCCACCACGGCAGCACCACAAGCGAUAUCGAAGUCCUUCUCCUCAACGUCAAACAAAAAUACAAUCUUCUGGAGGCCGGAAAGCUCGCUAUGUUACACCUUCACCGGAACGCCUUUCCGAAGCUUUGAAGUCGAAAGGAGAUAUCACUAAUUUGUCCCCACCACGGCGGCAAUGGACUGGUUUUGCAUCUCAAGUUUCAGACCUUUCUCCUCCAAGGAAGAGGCGGAAAGGAUUGACGCAUUUGACAAAGGAGCCAAAGACUGGUUUAGUUAGUGGGCAAGAUAUCAAGGAAGAAAUAUCUAAAAAGAAGGAAAGUGAUUGGUUUAGAGAGAUGGAUCCUACUGUGAGUGGCCGAGAUGCGGAACCCGUGUAUCGCAACAAAGUAACAGGAGAGCGUAUGUCGAAGGACGAGUUCUUAAAAUCACAGAAGAAAGUGCACAAGAAAGAAGAAAAGCCCAAGGAAAUAAAGCUGGAAUGGGGUAAAGGAUUAGCUCAAAAGCGGGAAGCUGAGGCUAGACUGCAAGAAUUAGAAGUUGAGAAGGAUAAACCAUUUGCAAGGAGCUGGGAUGAUCCAGAACUUGAUAAAAUGUUGAAGGAAAAAGUCAGAUGGGGCGAUCCUAUGGCGCAUUUGGUCAAAAAAAAGCAUUUGGAGCAACUUCCAGAUCUAGGUGAGGGUGCAAAGAUGAAAGAAUCGGGAUUCAUAAUUCCCCAGGAAAUCCCAAGUCACAGCUGGAUAAGAAGAGGACUGGAUGCCGCUCCAAACCGUUAUGGGAUUAAACCCGGGAGACACUGGGAUGGUGUUGACCGCAGUAAUGGUACUGAGAAGGAACUGUUCAAAAGGAUGAAUGAUAAAAGAGCUACAGAGAGGGAAGCAUAUUUGUGGUCCGUAUCUGAUAUGUGA
Fraxinus pennsylvanica is the source of this 1584-nucleotide messenger RNA. NCBI's taxonomy places the organism in Eukaryota, Viridiplantae, Streptophyta, Magnoliopsida, Lamiales, Oleaceae. The record is from the annotation of a GenBank genome assembly.